This is a messenger RNA of Clupea harengus (Atlantic herring), 1463 nucleotides long. RefSeq names its product G protein-coupled receptor 37 like 1b (gene gpr37l1b). Gene Ontology annotation, cellular component: signaling receptor complex; plasma membrane. Gene Ontology annotation, molecular function: G protein-coupled peptide receptor activity. The record is from RefSeq and is a predicted model, not a curated record. Gene Ontology annotation, biological process: adenylate cyclase-inhibiting G protein-coupled receptor signaling pathway; positive regulation of MAPK cascade. Lineage: Eukaryota; Metazoa; Chordata; Actinopteri; Clupeiformes; Clupeidae.
CAGUGGCAUUCACUUUUCCACAGGGGGAAAUCCAGACAGGAGCCCUAGCGUCUGUCCCAGCCCAGGAAGGUCUUCUUCCCCACAGGGAUCUGAACAGAAUGGAUCUGAUUGCCAAGAGCAGCAGAGUGGCGCGAGCUGCAGAGGACCUGGAGGAGGCAAUGGAUGAAAAUGAGCUUUCUACCUCCAACUACAUCACAGACAAUCCCAUCAACCAUACAACUGUGUCUACUCCAGAGAACGGCACCUCCACUAUUCACCCCUCCGAGGGGACCACUGAUAUGGACCAUGUUAAUGCUACAGAAUUAGGCCGUACAUAUAUUCACAAUCCACUCUUUCCAGUGACCGACAGCUCGUACAGUGCUUAUGGAGUUCUCUUCCUCUCCCUUGUGGUGUUUGCCGUGGGUGUGAUGGGGAAUCUGGCAGUAAUGUGCAUCGUGUGGCACAACUACUACAUGCGAAGUGCCUGGAACUGUAUACUGGCCAGCCUGGCUUUCUGGGAUUUUUUAGUUCUGUGCUUCUGUUUGCCGGUAGUGGUUUUUCAUGAGUUGACCAACAAACGACUUCUUGGAGAUUUCUCUUGCAAGGUGGUACCAUACAUGGAGGUAACAUCUUUGGGUGUGACUUCCUUUGGCCUGUGUGCCCUUGGCAUUGACCGUUUUCAUGCGGCCACUAGUUCUCAGCCCAAGGUACGGAAGGUGGAGCGCUGCCAGUCUGUCUUUGCUAAACUGGUUGUGGUGUGGCUGGGCUCAAUGGUGCUGGCAGCUCCAGAACUUCUGUUAUGGCAGCUCCACCCAGUUAGGUCUGCUAGCUUGGGUAUAGUGGUUGAUUCCUGUAUCAUGAGUCCCUACACUGACCUUCCUGAGUCCAUCUACUCCAUUGUGAUCAACUACCAUGAAGCUCGUACAUGGUGGUAUUUUGGUUGCUAUUUUUGCCUGCCUGUGGUUUUCACAUUGUUGUGUCAAUUAGCCACUUGCCAUGUGUCAGAUGGCAGCACAGUCAAGAGUUCAGAGGACCACUUACCUUCCAAGAAGCAGAAGCUGCAGCAUGUGCAACAGGUGGAGCGCCAGAUGAACUGCACCGUCCUGGCGCUGAUCGUGGUCUACGGCCUGUGCACCCUUCCUGAGAAUGUGUGGAACCUAACACAGGCAUAUGCUCCGCUGCACGUGUCUGAGAGGGUGGCUGCAUUACUGGCCCUCAUCAACCAAUUCUUUCUUUUCUUCAAGUCGUCUGUCACCCCGGUGCUGCUGCUGUGCCUCUGUAAGUCUCUGGGUCAGGCGUUCAUGGACUGUUGCUGCUGCUGUUGUGAGGAGUGUCAGCCAGUGGCUGCCAGGUCCUACUCCCCCUCCACAGGCACCACCGGCUCAGAGAGUAAGCUCAAGAGCUCUGUGGAGAUGUCUUCCUCCAUCUUUUUUGAUAAAGCAAAGGACAGCUCCACCAUCCUGGCCAUUGGCUCAUCAAGCUGA